GAACCGAAAGACUAAAAAAAGUUCUAAAAAGUGAGUGGGUGGUGUUUUCUUCUCCCCUAAACGAACGCAAUUAAUAAACAAAGCGGCGGAGCAAUAAAGUUUUCCACACGUGAUCUGAGCCCAGGAAAAGUCUUCACCUUAUAAGAUGCCCGACUUUUAUGAACUUUUGAAUGUGCCAUCAACGGCCAGUUUCGAUGAGAUCAAAUGCAGCUACAAACAAUUGAUACUACAAUGUCAUCCCGACAAAUUACGACAGCUCGAUGACCCAAAUCCGGGAUCGGAGGCCCAGAACAGCGACUUCAAUGCGAUAAACGCGGCGUGGAACACGCUCAAAGAUCCCAUUAGGCGCAAGCACUACGAUGCCGAAUUGCUGCAGUCGAAAUUCCAGGCACACAGCAAUAUAUACGCCAGCGUGAAGUUGGAUGAAAUGCAGCGGAUCGUAGUGGAAAUCGAAGAAGACGACGAUCCAUCUGCCUCCUCCUCCGCCCAAGAACCCGACCACCCGGCAGACAAAGGGCCGGCGACAAUGUGGAGCUAUGCGUACGACUGCCGAUGCGGCGGUCAGUAUCUGUUCGAUGGACCCGGAGACGAUGAAUCACCCGAAGUGAUUGUGGAGUGCAACGAGUGUUCUUUAGUGAUUAUUGUGAAACAGCCCACAACAUGUAAAUAA
Molecule: messenger RNA, 670 nt
Organism: Drosophila gunungcola (fruit fly)
Lineage: Eukaryota; Metazoa; Arthropoda; Insecta; Diptera; Drosophilidae
Gene: Dph4
Product: DPH4 homolog
Exons: 2
Coding region: 146-670 (174 amino acids)
Biological process (GO): positive regulation of ATP-dependent activity
Molecular function (GO): ATPase activator activity; ferrous iron binding
Source: RefSeq, a predicted model, not a curated record